AUGGUCCUCCGUGAGGAUGACAGGGUUCCUGCCACUAAGAGGAAGGCAAGCAGGCCUCCAGAGGCCCCUGGAAAGAGGUCCAGGGAUGCAGGUGAACCCGCUGCUGUCUCAGCAGAGACCGUCAGGGAGAGGAAGAGGGGGAGCUGUACCGAGCGGCUGUCGACCACAGAGACCCCUGGUAGCUGUGAUGUCCAGCCAAGCUCCAGCAACCCCUCAACCCCCCGACAGGACAACGGGAACACCUACAUGUCAGCCUCAGAGAGCAGAGCACGUUUUGAAAGAAAGUACCUUCAGCUUCAGAUUCUCGGGGUGGCCGUCAAAUACAUCCCUAAAGGGAAGGUGGAGACUCGACCAGUGUUCCAACUUGGGAAGGUGCUCCAGGUCCCGCUGGAGGUGCUGCUCAUGUUGAAAGCAGCCGACCGACCGGCUUCAGCGGGGAAAUCUGCAGUCGUGUCGUUCUUGGACUGGUAUGACCUGGAGCAGGAGGUUCUCCUGGUCAUGGAGAGACCAGUUCCCUCCGUGGACCUGUUCACCUACAUCCUCAACAACGAUGGUCCCCUGCAGGAGGACACGGCUCUGAGCAUCAUGAAGCAGCUGGUGGAUGCAGUCAUGCACAUGCACUCCAAUGGAGUCUUCCAUCGUAACAUCAAGUCAGAGAACAUCCUCAUACAGACCGGCUCCGACGGUCUUCGUGUGAGGAUCAUAGACUUCGGAUGUGGGUGCAUCUUGGCUGACGGAGCUUACCGCAAGUUUUCCGGAACCCCUGACUUCGCGCCUCCAGAGUUGUACAUGUGUGGGAGCAAGAGGCUGGCCCCACCACAGUCUGGCAUUUACCACCACGAGUUCAUCUGCGACAACAUUAGAUUCAGCAGUAAGCUGUCGCGAGGAUGCCUUUUCAAAGUUUGA
Messenger RNA from Cololabis saira (Pacific saury), 906 nucleotides. RefSeq names its product serine/threonine-protein kinase pim-1-like. Gene Ontology annotation, cellular component: cytoplasm. Gene Ontology annotation, molecular function: protein serine/threonine kinase activity; ATP binding. Gene Ontology annotation, biological process: protein autophosphorylation; negative regulation of apoptotic process; regulation of mitotic cell cycle. The transcript has 8 exons. NCBI's taxonomy places the organism in Eukaryota, Metazoa, Chordata, Actinopteri, Beloniformes, Belonidae. The record is from RefSeq and is a predicted model, not a curated record. The coding region runs from base 1 to 906 and encodes 301 amino acids.